This is a messenger RNA of Meloidogyne enterolobii, 765 nucleotides long. The record is from the annotation of a GenBank genome assembly. NCBI's taxonomy places the organism in Eukaryota, Metazoa, Nematoda, Chromadorea, Rhabditida, Meloidogynidae.
AUGCGUGAAGCAAUGGAAUUAGUUGAUAAAAUGAGAAAAAAGCAAAGUAGUAUAGUAAAUUCAUUAAAAUUGGCAACUGGAGCUACAUCUGGAACAGAUGAUAUUGAUACGAAAAUUUUUAGUUUAAAAGCUAGAAUGGAGAAAAUUAAACAUGGAAUUGAAGAAUUGGUGCAAAGAUGGAUGAAAAUUGAAUCUCUUUGUGGAUUUUCGAUUACUGGACCUUUUGGUAGAGUUCUUAAUUUAAAUUAAAUAUCUUUUACCCAACUGGAUGGAUCAAGUCUGAUCACUCAUAAAAAGUUACAAGUCGAUAAGUGCAAGAAAUCGGUGUUUUUUACAAAUAUCGAUUUGUAAAUUUUUAUGAGACAUCAUACUUGAUCCAUCUAGUUGGGUAAAAAAUAGCGCAUAUUGAGGGCUUUUGAAUGAUAUGAGUUUCAUUCGGGUUGGAUCAAGCAUAAAAAAUUCUAGCCAAUCAAAUUCGGUAAAAAGAAAAAUGGUGGGAGAUAACCAGAAAGUACCUUUUAUUUUUUUCAAAAAAAUUAUCAAAAAAUAACUCGUAGCAAUCUUCUUUUAAAAUUUAAAACCCUUUCAGUAACUGACAACAUUUCCUCCUCACAAAUUGGCAAUUCAACUUCUAAUAUUUCCUUUUCUCAACAAUUUUUUUCUUUUCAAAAUUUUUCUUCCCCAAUUCGUUUUUCUAAUAUUUUAUUUUCUCAAAAUUUAUAUUCGCAACAAGAUUGUAAUAAUAGUUCUAUAUCUUCAUCAUCC